AUGAGGCAGCGAAUCCUGCAAUUCGGCCUCCUAUGCGCCCUCUUUCUCUUUGUUGCGGCGUUUGACCCGCAGGAUCAUCAGAUCUUCAAACUGCGCGACGAGGUCACGUCCUCUGAAGGACCAGGCGUUACCUUCUACGAUGUCCUCGGUGUCUCGUCGUCCGCGAAUGGCGAUGAAAUCACGAAGGCCCUCAAAAAGAAGAGUCGAUCACUACACCCAGAUAAAGCUCGACAUUCCUGGCUGGCGAGCAGAUCGAUGCCGACUUCCAAAGGGUCCAAGGGCAAUAAGAAAAAGGGAACCAACGUGGUCCGGGGCCCGACGGAAAAGGAGAUUGCUCGGUUCAUGAAGCAGGCAACGGAGCGAUACAGUCGCCUAGCAGUCAUCAGUGACAUACUGAAGAACCCCGCUACGAGGACACGCUAUGAUCAUUAUUUGAGCCACGGCUUCCCUCGCUGGCGCGGGACAGGCUACUACUAUUCUCGAUACCGUCCCGGGCUGGGCACGGUCCUCCUCGGGCUGUUUCUCUCUGGUGGAGGCGCAGCUCACUACUUUGCAUUGGUCAUCACAUACCGAAACCGAGUCAAGCUCCUGGAAUCAUACCAGAAAUUUGCUAGGAGGGCCGCGUGGGGGGACGAAUCUGGAAUUGGCGGGAUUCCUGGGCUCGGAGCGCCAGCUGAAGUUCCUCCGACCACUGAAGAACCAGAUCCUCUGGCCAACCUGAAUAGAAGACAGCGGCGGGAGUAUGAGAGGCAAACGAAGAAAGACAAGACAGGAGCGAACAAAGCAGUUAAGCCAGCGCCUUCGGCCGCGGCAACUUCGACAGGCCAGAGACGCCGUGUGACUGCUGACAACGGCAAAGUGUUUGUUGUCGAUUCAGUCGGGGAUGUUUAUUUAGAGGAGGAGAACGAGGACGGCGACAUGGAAGAGUUCCUUCUCGACCCGGCUGAAAUACCAAAGCCCACGGUCUGGGAUACCGCUGUUGUACGACUACCUAUUUGGCUUUAUCGCAAGUGCGCCGACCCCUUUCUGAAAGACACCAAACCUAUACCUGAAUUCGAAGGUCUCGAAACGACCGAAGGCGAGGCAGGGCAAGACUCUAUGCCCAGCAUUGUGGUUCCAGACAAACCAGCUGGAACCGACAUGAGCUCAAGUCAGAUAUCCGAUUCUGGGUUUGAGAUAGUUGACUCGACGGGCAUCGAGAAGGAGUUAGAAAAGGCGGCCGACACCUCAGGCAUAAAGAAACGGAGCAAGAAGGGCAAAAAGUAA
Molecule: messenger RNA, 1266 nt
Organism: Cladophialophora yegresii CBS 114405
Lineage: Eukaryota; Fungi; Ascomycota; Eurotiomycetes; Chaetothyriales; Herpotrichiellaceae
Exons: 1
Coding region: 1-1266 (421 amino acids)
Cellular component (GO): endomembrane system
Source: RefSeq, a predicted model, not a curated record